AAAAGAAAGUAAAAGUCAAAGCAAGCAUACAAUAAGAGAUAAGGGUAAAAAGAUAAAUAAUCAAAACCACUUAUCCAAUAUUUGUCUUUCUAAUUCCUCAAAAUGAGGAUACCAUCUAAUUUAUUCAAAUGCAAGUGGCUUGAGGGCAGAAGAUGGCUUGCACCCAUAAUUUAUAUAAUCUUACAGGCAGUCUUUAUGGUUUUACUAAAUUAUACUAGUAAAUUUUUUAGUCGAGAGGAUGGUAUAGUGUUAGUAUUAUUUUGGAUAUUUUGGCCCUUCAGUGUAAUCUUAUAUUAUAUAAUUGUUUUUAGAAACCCAGGAUAUGUGCGAUAUGUAGAUAAAUGCUCUCCUCAUCCAUUCAAAUAAACUUCCUACCAAUUAGAUGGCUCUAUAUUAAAUAGCAAAGAUAUUUAGGGUAACUAGGCACCUUAAAUAAAUCUCUAAUAAACCUUAAGUGGCGUUGGUAAUCUUAAAUUAAAUAAGAAAGAACUGGUUUCUAUUAUAAAAAGCUAAUCGAUUAAAUAAAAUCAGGCAAAUAUUUAGUAAUUGCAGCUUCAGUAAUAGCACCAGCUAUCGCAACAACUUUCUACUAUGAAUUAAAAUGUAAACUAAGCAAAUUUUAGUAAAUCAUAGCUACAUGAUGAGUUUCAGUCUGAAAUGAUUUCAUAACCACAUUUAAAUGCAAAUGCAGCAACUUAAGAAUAAGCAAAUAACACAAACCCAAAUGUGAAAGAAGUCAAUCAUAAUAUAAACAGUACAUCCUUUCAAUAUAAUCCGUUACAACAUACUUAUUAAAAUAAUGCUCAAGGAUUACCUCCUAGUUUAUACUAAAUAGCAUCUUAAUUACAUAAUUAAGGUAUCAAUAUCAGUAUUAAAAAUAGUUAGGGAUAAAAUAUAAAAAAUUCUUAAUUUAAUAACUACAACUCUGCUAUCAGCUAAAUAGAUGGAAAUUAAUUUUCAAUUUAAGGAUUUAAAUAAAAUGUAAAUUUAGAAGAAGAGUAAUAAAUAAAUAGUAGCGUAUUUAGACCUUGCUAAUAAUAAAAUGAGAUGGCAAAUCAAAAUUAAGAUAAAAGUUGUAAUGCUUAUGAUAUAAAUUAAAAGGAAAUUUUGUAGAAUAUAGCAUUAAAUAACUAAAUAAGCACAUCAUAGUAGCCAUAAACUAGUCAUUUUUAUAUAGGACCAAAUAUCAAUCAAUAUUAUUAAACUUCUCACACUGAUUUAACAAGCAUGAAUGGAAAUACAUAAAAGAAUAUUUUUAAAUACUAAGUUAGUGAUGAAAAUGAAGGAGGAAGUUCUAAUUUUCUUCCUACUAACGGAUUACAAUAACUUGCUUCUAAAAUGCACAAUAACCAAGCUAAGAUGAGUGAAAUACCUAAGGAGGAUUCUUAUCGAUAUAUUUAAAACAGUAUUAAAGCUACUCUUUCAGAGUUUGGAAAACCAACAAAAUAAAGUUAAAAAAUUACGUAAACUGAAAAUAAUGGAGAAACAGAGGUGUGCCCUGAUACAAAUGUUUUUAUAGGAGGCGAGUCAGAAGGUGGCAUAACAGUAAUGUAGGCCAUGCAAAUGUAUUAAAUGGGAUUAGAUCCUAAUCAAUAUUUUAACUACGAGUUAGGAUAAGAGCUUGAUAUGGAUGAGGAAUCAGAUAGAGUUUAGAGCUUUAGAGAAAAUUCAGAAAGUGUUCAAAGUUAGUAAAUAUGCUUAGACGAUCUUAAAGACGAGGAGGAAGAAGAAGAAGAAAAGUAAGAUGAAUCAUGUCAAAAUAAAAAAUAAUUGAAUGAUGAAGAUGCUUAUAAUGGGGAUAGCUAAGAUAUUGACGAACAUGCGAAAAAUAAUCUAAAUGAAUAUCAGUCCAGUAAUGCUAUAAAUAAAGAACAAUUAAAAGCACUUAAAAAGAAGAUUGUAAGCACUGCGCUUUCUAUAGUAGAAAAAUAGGAACAAAAAUAUUAAGAUUAAAUGUAAUAAUAGAAAUAAGUUUAAUUUGAUUCAGGAAAUGAUUAGUCAAAUGGAGAGCACCUUGAAGAAUUUGCUAGUCCAAAAAAAAUUAAACAAAAAAUAUCUUUUUCUCCUAACAUAGAAUAAAACCUCUUUGUAGAUGGUUCAGCUUAAAUUAAUUCAGAGCAACAUGAAUGUGAACAAAAAGCAACAGGAUUAAGCCCAUCUAAAUCCACCCCUACUUUAAAUUAAAAGCAGUAAAAAGGAAUAAUGAAAUAACAUUAAUUGUAUAAAGUUAACGAAAAUUAAGAUAAUAUGCAUAAAAUGCUUUAGUUGAGUCUUCAUAAUAGCUUAGGAUCUUAAAAUAAUUAUUUUUAAUACGACAUAAAUAACUUUAGUCAUUUAAAUGACGCAGUCAUAACCAAGUACAAUAUCUCGUUCGGAAGAAAUUUUAAAGAGGAAUUGCAGAAUCAUGAAAAUGAUGAUAACUUAAAUAAAAGAGAUGUGGAUGGUUAGAUUUAGGGAAUAAAAGUAAAUUCUCUACAAUCUUGCAAUAUAAUAAGUAGUGGAAGAGAUCAUAAUUCAAGUUACUUGGCAUCUAUAUAAAGUGAAUCUCAUCAAAGUCCUACUUAAUAAAGUUCUAAUAAAAAUAAGUAGCUAAAUAUAUAAUAUGUUUUAGAAUUUUAGCACCAAGGUGGUGUUUACUUUAAGGAAAGAGAGAGAGUUUCUCCUUAAAGGAUAUCUCAAUCACCUAAUUAUCAUGAAGGGAUCGCAUUUUUUUAGUAAAACUACAGCAAUGAAGGUAUUAAAGAAUAAGAUUUGCUUUCUCCAAUUCAGUUUAUAGACCAAUAGUAACAAUAAAAACAAUAAUAAUAUAAUUUUUAGAGUCUUAUCUAGAAGAAGCUUUCUUUUAAUACUCCUGAUCCACAUAAUCUUGCACAGCAGUAAGAUGAUUAUCUUGAUGAUGAAGCUUCUUAUAGAGAUUAAAAGUUAAGAUACUAAUAAGACUUAUAAGGGAAAGCUCUUUUUAAAAACGAAAACCCAAAUUCUAUCAAUAAUUCAAAUUAUGAUCCAAACUUUGAACAUGAGUUUAUCUACUCUGCUCUUUCUUCAAAUAAACUUCUCAACUCAUACAACCACUCUCGAAAAAACAGUAAUUAUUUUAACUCUCAAUAAAAGGGUAAAGGUACCCUCAAUAAUUCAUAGAGAGAUCCAUCAUUUUCAGAAUUUGUUGGAAACCUUGGAAUAGUAAAAAAAGGAAUCAUUUAAAACACAAGUAACAUCACUUUCAAAAAUAAUUAAAAUAAUGAAACUACCAUGGAUGAGGAUAAAAAUAUUACACAGCUGCUAAAUAGCCCUGUGUUAAAGAAGAAGAGUAAAUCAUAUUAAAAUCAAGAAUCAAAUUUAGUUCAAAAUAGAUAGCAACAUGCAUCUGGUGUCUCUACAUCUAAAAAUAGUUAUUUCAUAGAAAAUACAUUCGAACCACAACAUCGCAGCUCAAGUACAGCUUCUUACAAAAAAGGAAAGGCCAUUUAAUAUUUUUAAAGCAAUUAAAAACUAAAAUAAAAUAAUCUAAUUUUAAACAAUUGUUUUGGUGUUGAAUAAAACCAAAAUUAAAAUUUUGAAAAUCAAUUUGAAUAGCAGCAACCUAUUGAAGAAUGCAAUCAAUAACAUUAAGCAGAUACUUAGGACAAAGAGAUACAAGAAGAAAAUGAUCAAAUCAUAGAAUAAUAAGAAAAUUUAGUUAACGUCAAUAAGUGCAAGGAUAGCUUAAAUAAUUUAAAUUACCAUUCUAAUGAAUUGGGAUAAGAAUAAAAUGAUGAACGCCAUAAAAUACCAGAUAGUUUGUCAUUUACUAAUUAAUUAUUGUAACCAUUAAGCACUAACACAAAUGUUAAUUUGACUCUAACAGAUAAUAAAAUUGCUAAUAACUUGCAGAAUACAAAUACUACUAAAAGCUGUUUCACUGAAUCAUCGCCUAAUUAAAUAUCUCCCUAAUAAAGAGCAUCUUUAAUUGGAUUUCAAAACAAAGAUCUUCAAUUUUUAACUAAAAAAUGUUCUAAUACAGUGGCUAAAUAUAGCUAAUCAAGUAUAAACUCUAAUUAAAAUAACUACAUAGCUUCUAAUCCUUAAAAACAAUCACCUUCCUAAAUAAACUACUCUUUCAAAGACAGAUCUGGAUCUGUAAAGUUAGCUAAUAAUACAAACUAAAGCGCAUAAUAGUGCAAUAAUUUUAAUGAUGAUGCAUCUUAAGAAAACGUAAAGUUUAAUUCCUCACCUUAUAAACAAAAAAGUUUUAUAGACUAAGGUUCACAUCAUGGAAUUUUUUCAAGAGAGGAACUAUAAAUAUUCUCCAACGAAUAAAUUGAAGGAAGUGUGCAAACAAAACUUUAAUUAAAAACUUAAACCUAAUCAAAUAUAAUCGAUAAAUAAAAUAACUUAGAAACUGAAGCUGGAAGUGCUUCUAACAUCUAUCAUUUAUAGAAAAAGGAAUCAAGAAACAAUCCCACAUAUUAACAACCCAUAUUAAAAUAAAAUCACUCAAAUUUAAUUAGUAAAAGUGUAGCAUUUGCUCCUCAAGGUUCAAAUUCAUAAAUACAAAAUUUUUAAGCUGCCUAAUUGCAAUCAGGCUAAUUUAUUUCUCAUAUUAUUGGAAGCACAAAAGAAGGUUCGUCCCUUUAAUAAUAAAAGCUUACCUAAUAUUCAAGCUAAUUGAGUAAUUAGAACUAUGUAAAUGCCUAGAUCGCUCUUUACUCGCCCUCAGCAAAAUCCAAUCUAACAAUCUAAAAUGCUGCUGGAAUGAGCUUCUUCAAAAAUAAUCAAACAAAUUUAUCAAACGAAUCUUUCAAUUAAACAAACACUUAAUGUCCAAAUCCGCUAACUCCCUCUUCUAAUAGUAACAAUAAUCCAAACAAUUUAAAUACCUAAAAAGAUUUAUAAAAUAUAAAUGCAUAAAUCAUUAAUCAUGAAUCUUUUACCCCAAAUCACAUUUCCACGAUAAAAAGAAACAGCAGUAACGCAAAUUACUUUCACAAACUAUCAACUGGAAUGAGAAAUACAAUGAACACUGUACCAAACAUAGUUUAUACCACUCAAGGCAAUACCAGCUAGACUCAAAAUAACCCAAAUCUUAAAAAUACAAUUUCAAUCAACAAUAAUAACAACAACAAUACAAAUAACAAUAACAACAAUAAUGAAAACAUAACAAUUACUAACUAUACAGCUCCUUACUUUUUUGAAAAGAGAUAUUGUAAAUAUUGCUAUAUAAACUAGCCGACUCGCUCAAAGCAUUGUCUUAUAUGCAAUAGAUGCAUAUCUACCUACGACCACCAUUGCCCAUGGAUAGGUGUUUGCAUAGCUUAAAGAAAUCAUUUAUUUUUUUUCUUCUUCAUAAUUUGUUAAAAUGUAGUAAGCACCUUAACUAUCAUUGAGUUUAUUCACUUUCUAGCAGAGAAAGUUAAUUGGAAGAUAUAAUCAGAUGUUAUUUUAGCAGUAUUUAGUAUAAUUUCAACUUUCUUUUUAGUUUAUAUAUUUGGAAUGACAAUUCUUUUAGUGGCUUAGCAUACCUACUAUAUCUUAUUCAAUUUGACUACAUGGGAAUUUUACUCUUGGGAAAAAAUUACAUAUUUAAAAGAUUUGCCUCGUAAAUUCGGAAGUCCCUUUUCUUUAGGAAUUUUAAAAAAUAUUAAACAUAGAAUAAUUUCAACAUUUUCUUCAGAUACUUAUGAGUGGUAAAUAAAUAAGCUUAGGUUACCUCCUUAAAAUAAUAUAAUAACAAAUUAGCCUUGA
Messenger RNA from Tetrahymena thermophila SB210, 5721 nucleotides. RefSeq names its product DHHC zinc finger protein. NCBI's taxonomy places the organism in Eukaryota, Ciliophora, Oligohymenophorea, Hymenostomatida, Tetrahymenidae. Gene Ontology annotation, biological process: peptidyl-L-cysteine S-palmitoylation; protein targeting to membrane. Gene Ontology annotation, cellular component: endoplasmic reticulum; Golgi apparatus. The record is from RefSeq and is a predicted model, not a curated record. Gene Ontology annotation, molecular function: protein-cysteine S-palmitoyltransferase activity. The transcript has 6 exons.